This is a messenger RNA of Staurois parvus, 498 nucleotides long. The record is from the annotation of a GenBank genome assembly. Lineage: Eukaryota; Metazoa; Chordata; Amphibia; Anura; Ranidae.
GGGGGGGGAACAGGGCUCACUGGCAAGGCAGAGGACAGGGGUCACUGCUGGCAAGGCAGAGGACAGGGGUCACUGCUGGCAAGGCAGAGGACAGGGGUCACUGCUGGCAAGGCAGAGGACAGGGGUCACAACUGGCAGGGCAGAGGAAAGGGGUCACAACUGGCAGGGCAGAGGAUGGGAGUCACUGAUGGUAGGGCAGAGGAUGUGAGUCACUGCUGCAGAGCAGAGGACAGGGGUCAACUGGCAGGGCACAGGACAGGGGUCAACUGGCAGGGCACAGGACAGGGGUCAACUGGCAGGGCAAAGGACAGGGGUCAACUGGCAGGGCAAAGGACAGGGGUCACAACUGGCAGGGUAAAGGACAGGGGUCACAACUGGCAGAGUAAAGGAGAGGGGUCACAACUGGCAGGGCAGAGGAGAGGGGUCACAACUGGCAGGGCAGAGGUCAUAAAUGGUAGGGCAGAGGACGGGGGUCACUGCUGGCAGGGCAGAGGACAG